Cyprinus carpio (common carp) is the source of this 1859-nucleotide messenger RNA. RefSeq names its product protoporphyrinogen oxidase (gene ppox). NCBI's taxonomy places the organism in Eukaryota, Metazoa, Chordata, Actinopteri, Cypriniformes, Cyprinidae. The record is from RefSeq and is a predicted model, not a curated record. Gene Ontology annotation, biological process: heme biosynthetic process. Gene Ontology annotation, cellular component: mitochondrial inner membrane. Gene Ontology annotation, molecular function: protoporphyrinogen oxidase activity, oxygen as acceptor.
UACUCUUUUCUUUUUGCUGUUGCUGCUCGCUUGUCGCUUCACUACUACACCAGAAGACACUUGCGUAACUAACAGCAGAAGACGUGUUCUCCAAAUUAUACAAUUAUAUGCAGACUUUGGUCAGUCUUGUUGCAGGUGUGGUAGUGUUUGGAGUUGAAUGCAGAAGGUCGUAGCAGUGCUUGGUGGGGGGAUUGGGGGUCUGUCGGCCUGUCAUCAUCUGAGCAAGUGUCCUAAUGUUUCCAAGAUCGUACUGCUGGAGAAAUCUGGGAGAUGUGGGGGUUGGUUGAGCACCAUACGGAGAGAUGAUGGGGCCGUGUUUGAACAAGGACCACGAGGGGUCCGACCUGCUGGUGCUGUCGGCCGGAACACUUUGAAUUUGGUCUCUGAGUUGGGUCUUGAGUCUGAAAUCCUGCCUGUUACAAAGGAUCAUGUGGCGUCUAAGAACCGCUUCCUGUAUGUGAAGGGACAGCUGCACAAGAUGCCAUCGGGACCUGGUGGGGUUAUCCGCACCAUCCCUCCUUUCUCCCGACCCAUAAUUCAGAGCGUUCUGAAGGAGAUGCUGAUCAGGAAAGGGACAGAGGAAGAUGAAUCUGUGCAUGCGUUUGUGUCCAGACGACUGGGUUCUGAGUUGGCUGAUGUAGUCAUAGACAGCCUGUGUAGAGGAGUUUUUGCUGGAGACAGCAGACAGUUGAGUGUACGGUCCUGCUUUCCACCUCUUUAUGAAGCAGAGCGGUCUCGGGGCUCCAUCGUGCUGGGCAUGCUGAUGGGUUCAGGAGGUGGUCCUAAAGUAGUCCCUUCUGACUUGGCAAAGAGAGCAUCUAAAGAGUCUUGGACUCAGUGGUCUCUUAGAAGAGGCAUGCAGGCAUUCCCAGAGGCCUUGGAGGACAUGCUGAAGAGACGAGAACGAGUAGAGCAUCAUCAUCAUGCCAAAGUGACGAGUCUGAAUAUGAACGGUGGAGGCUGGGAGAUCAAACUAGAUGAUGGCAUCUCUUUGAAAGCUGAUCAUGUGAUUUCUACACUACCUGCAUCAGAAUUGGCCUCUGUGCUGCCCCCUGCUGCUCAACCCCUGUCGGAACAGCUGCGAUCCAUCGCUUCGGUAAACGUUGCUGUGGUGAAUUUGGAAUAUGAAGGCUUCAUCCUUCCUGUUACUGGCUUUGGACAUUUGGUGCCUUCCUCUGAAGAUCCUGGUCUGUUGGGGGUGGUAUACGACUCUGUUCCCUUUCCACAACACAAUCGGAGUGGAGGAUUGACCACGAGACUGACGGUGAUGAUGGGAGGUGCGUGGUUUGAGCAGACGUUUGGUCAUCCUGAUUCAGUGACGAAGCAGACGCUGUUGGAUCGAGCCACCCAGGCUGUGACCUCUCACCUGGGCGUAAACUCUCAACCUGUAUGGAGCUGCGUCGCAUUACACAAGAACUGUAUUCCGCAGUAUCAUUUAGGACACUGGAAACGACUUGAAAAGAUGAGGCAAUACAUCAGCAACCACAAUCUGCCCCUUACACUGGCGGGAGCUUCCUACGAUGGUGUCUCUGUCAAUGAUGUUAUAUUUAGUGGGCGGACUGCAGCUGAGGGUCUCAUUGGGAAAACAUGACUUACACAACUUAAUUUUGUCUGCUUUUAUUGAAGAUUUAGGGCUUUGUGAUAUGCAUUCCUGGGAAGAAAUCACUAACAUAUAAAACAACAUGCUUUACUUGAACCUAGAAUGGAAAUCAAGAAGAGUACAUCUAAUUGUUUGGUGAUGCACUAUAUUUAAAAAAUCAUUAUUAGUAUAAUUUGAUGUUUUGUUUUCCAAUAAAACCUAAAUGUCCUUCAAAGAAGAUACAUUGACUUCAGAAAUAAAACUGUGAAAGGUAAUAAGA